AUGACCCAACGGGAGCCUACACGGUCGCCAUCUGAUCAAAGUGGCUCGCGACCAGGGCCCCCUCCUUCUCGUCGCAAACGCGAUAUUUCGACACCAUUCAUGGGGAAAUCCUCUACCGUCGACGUAGAAUGGCUGGAAUCGCAGAUUACACACCCAGGUUCAGCAGUAGGGCUAUGUAAUGCUGAGUAUCAGUUCAAGACAUGUUCUAUAAAAGAGACAUUACCUUGCACACCCACGGAAGAUGGACUGGGGACAAAAUCCACCAAAAUUGUUUGGCUCCCACUUCACGAGGAGUCAAAGCAAAUAGUCCACAAGUACCUCACAGACAUCACGUUCCUCCAUCAUGUUGUGCAUGGUCCCUCAGUUUGGUCACUUGUCGAUGAACUUUACGAGAACCUGGCCACGAAAAGCCCUGUCAAGCUGGGCCAAGUAUCUCUGCUCCUAGCAAUUCUAGCCAGCACCGCCUUCUUCUGGACUGAGCGAGACAUGCACCGAGCGGUGUUUCCCUCGGUCGUCAAGGCCAAUGACCUAUCCAAAAGGUGGAUGGCAGCUUCUUUCGAGAUUCUGGAAUAUUCCCGUUUUACCUGUUCAGAAUCUCUCGAGGACGUUCAAGCCCUUAUCAUUGUCGCCUUCCUGGUGGCCAACAUCGUUGGUCUUACCUCUCAGGCUAGAUAUCUCUUCUCGACAGCAAUCUCAGUUGCAUGGCAGCUGUCACUACACUUGAUCGAUCACAAAUAUAAUGCCGAGCUCAGUAUUGCUCACCCCAACACCGUGAGAGCAGAAAUAGGAAGGAGGGUGUGGUGGUAUCUUGUCGCAACCGACUGGUAG
Molecule: messenger RNA, 828 nt
Organism: Penicillium daleae
Lineage: Eukaryota; Fungi; Ascomycota; Eurotiomycetes; Eurotiales; Aspergillaceae
Product: fungal specific transcription factor domain-containing protein
Exons: 2
Coding region: 1-828 (275 amino acids)
Biological process (GO): DNA-templated transcription
Molecular function (GO): DNA binding; zinc ion binding
Source: RefSeq, a predicted model, not a curated record